AUGGCGAGCCUCACGGCUGGCGGCGCCAAGUCCAUGGGGGAGAUCAUCGGCGGCGAUGCGUCUUGCACCGACCAGAUCAAAAACACGCGGUUGCACAUGGCGGCGGUGCAGACGCACAAGCAGCUGGGCAAGCCCGAACGCUUCCAGUCCGACCCGCCCGCUGCCUUUUGCCUCCGCGACAUGCCUCUCCAGUGCGCGGAGCAAUCUGUGACCAUCAAGCAUUUGGUGGACUGGGUGACAGUGGAGGAUGGCGCCGUGGACCACUUGGACAGCGUCGACGUGUACGACGCCAUGUGCGGGGGUAACUACAUGGCGCUGCCUGCGCCAUUCAAGCCGAACAAGGACCCAGGAGAAAUCGCUUUUACCAUGCAGCUUUACAUAUUGCCGAAGGACCCCAACGGCGACCAGUACGUCCUCAAGUCCGUCAGGUUCCAGGACAAGGUUCGGACCGACAUCGCCAAGGAGAUCUUCGUCGCGGGCGCGGCGCUCUCCGUCCAUUGGGGGAACUCGAAAGACAUACAUACGCCGCUCAAGCUCUUCCUUUACAUGAUGGAGAGGUUGGGCGGGGUGCAGAUCCGCCAUUGGGCCCAGCCGUCCGUGGUCGCAGCCAUUGCGGGUGGCGGCUACGACAAGGGAAAGCGAACGGCUGGCUUCCGUUUCAUAGAGGAGUACGGCCUGAAGGCGAACAACCGCAACCAGUUCGUGGAGUGGACCGACGAGAUGAUUCACGACGAGAGCUCGCCGAUCUUCGGUUGGCAAGCGUCUGAAGUCAAGGAGUCGCUCCGCAAUUACGCCGCGGGUUCUGUUGGUGCGAAGACACUCGAGCGUUGGGCGGUCACGCUCAAGCGCUUCCACCCAUUCGUGUUCGACAACAUCGUUGUCCCCAUCCUCAAGAGCCACGACGUGCACGGGACCAUGUGGAUCGGCAAAACGAGGGUCGGCAACUCCACUGCGUCGAAGACCAUCGGCUUCGCGAUCUCAGCCUACCAAAUAGACAAGAGAGAUCGCGCCGACCUCCGCCCGAGCAUUGUCACGACCAAGAAGAUCGACUUCUUGCGCCUCGAGCCUGGGGCCGUGUUCAAGCCCGCCAUCGCGGACGACACUGUCCUCGCGAAGUGGUCCCCCGACGAGAUCAAGGCAUUCCUCGACCCUGCCGAGGAGGACGCGCUGCUGUGGGCGAGGUGGGGUGGCGCCUCCUUCGAGCAGAACCAGUCUCGCCAGAUCUGCGUCAACCCGUGCAAUGACGAGUUCGAGAGGUCGGUCCGUUCCAUCCGCCUUGACAAGGAAGAGGUCGCAUUCGCAGACUUCCUCAAAAUCAUCGAAUGCAAUUUCGUUGGCGAGAAGCAGGGGAGCAACCAGAUGGCGGACGUGGAGGCGUACCUCGCGAGGUCCAACAUAGUGCUUCUCACUGAGGGCUGGAUGUACAUGCGCUUGGCGUCCACGACAAAGGAUCCAGUACCCCGCUUCCCAUGGCCAGUUCCAGAGAAGCCAGACCUCUUUACGCCCGAGACCACCCCUAUCCUGAAGCGCUUCAAGAAGGACCAGACUUUCGCGCCGCCCGACUACGACGUGACCAUGAAGUGGGCCGUGGCCGCCAUGAAGAAACUUGCCCGCGGCGAUGACAUCGGGCGUUCGUCGACGGUCCGCGGCCCCAUGCUUUUCAACCAGGAGGCGCCCCCGAGGUACAAUUUCCCAGAUUUGGACAUUGACUUGGAC
This is a messenger RNA of Prorocentrum cordatum, 1716 nucleotides long. The record is from the annotation of a GenBank genome assembly. NCBI's taxonomy places the organism in Eukaryota, Dinophyceae, Prorocentrales, Prorocentraceae.